AGGGUGAAGAAGUCAUGAUAUGUGUUUUCAGCUUUUGUUGAUUAAUUUCAACCCUUAUGGUGGUCUGUACAUGACUGACUAGUUUCCACACGGAUUCCAUGCCUCUUGCCCCCCCACCAUUGCCUGCCGCUUUACUUCUUCUGCUCCUUCCAUUUUCCCUGCAUACUCUGCUUCCCUCUCCCUCUCUCUCUCUCUACCGCAGCUGCAGUAAUGGGGGAUACUGGCGCGGCCAGCAAUGUCGCUCGGGUAAUAGCUGUAGCCCUAGAGUGGAGCUCUCCUCCUGAUGCAAGAAACGCCGCUGUUUCCUUCUUAGAAUCUUUUAAAACUGGGGAUAUACAUGUCUUGGCAAACACAUCUUUCACUUUGGUCAAGAAUGAUUGGCCGUCUGAAAUUCGAUUGCAUGCUUUUAAAAUGUUGCAGCAUUUGGUCCGUUUGCGGUGGGAGGAAUUAAGCUCUACUGAACGAAGAAGCUUUGCAAAUGCAGCCGUAGGUUUGAUGUCUGAGAUUGCAAACCCUUGUGAAGAAUGGGCUUUGAAAAGUCAGGCAGCUGCUCUUGUAGCUGAGAUGGUUAGGAGAGAAGGCAUAAAUUUGUGGCAAGAGCUUCUUCCUUCGUUAGUUUCUCUAUCAAACAGCGGUCCUAUUCAUGCUGAGUUAGUCUCGAUGAUGCUAAGAUGGCUUCCUGAGGAUAUAACGGUUCAUAAUGAAGAUCUGGAAGGUGAUCGGCGCAGGCUGCUGUUGCGUGGGCUUACACAAUCUUUGCCUGAAAUAUUGCCUUUGUUGUACACAUUACUAGGAAGGCACUUUGAAGAUGCAGUAAGUGAAGCAGGUAGGCAACAACUAGACACUGCAAAACAGCACGCCUCCACAGUAACAGCUACAUUGAAUGCUGUUAAUGCAUAUGCUGAGUGGGCUCCUUUGCCUGAUCUUGCAAAAUAUGGCAUAAUUUAUGGGUGUGGUUGUUUACUUUCAUCUCCCGACUUCCGUCUCCAUGCUUGUGAGUUUUUCAAGCUUGUCUCCCCAAGGAAAAGACCAGUUGAUGCCUCUGCUUCCGAAUUUGCUUCCGCAAUGUGUAAUUUGUUUCAAAUCUUAAUGGAUGUCUCAAAAGAUUUUUUGUGCAAAUCGAGCUCCAAUGUUGGAGUUGAUGAAAGCGAAUUUGAGUUUGCGGAAUAUAUAUGUGAGAGUAUGGUAUCUCUGGGUUCUACAAACUUGCAAUUCAUUUCCAAUGAUAGCACCAAGCUCCCUAUUUAUCUCCAACAGAUGCUGGGGUAUUUCCAACAUUUUAAGCUGGCACUUCAUUUUCAAUCUUUGUUUUUUUGGCUGGCGCUGAUGAGAGAUUUAGUGACCAAACCAAAGGUUUUUGCACAUGCAUCUGGAGAUGGUUCAUUUAACGAUGUGGGUGCUGGUUCCAUACCGGCUGAUAAUGAAAAGAAAAAGAUUCUAUGUUUAAUUGAUGAUGAUAUCUGCAGUGUCCUUCUGAACAUAGCUUUUCAACGCAUGCUCAGGAGAGAAAAAGUACUUCCUGGAACUGCACUUUCUUUGGGAAAAUUGGAGCUGUGGAGUGAUGAUUUUGAGGGCAAGGGAGAUUUUGGUCAGUAUCGUUCUAGGCUGUUGGAGCUGAUCCGGCUUGUUGCUUCUAGCAGGCCACUUACAGCUGCUUCUAGGGUUUCUGAGAUAAUUGUUACAAUCAUUAAGGGCCUUUUGCAUGCUCAAUCGCCUGCCCAGGACUUGCCCAUCCUGGAAAGCAUGCAAUUGGCCCUAGAGAAUGUUGUGAUUGCAAUAUUUGAUGGGUCAAAUGAACUUGGUGGGGGUAGUUCUGAAAUUCAACUUGCACUGCAUGGAGUAUUUGAAGGUUUACUCCAGCAUCUUCUUUCGUUGAGCUGGACUGAACCACAACUUGUGGAAGUACUUGGGCACUAUUUAGAAGCAUUGGGUCCUUUUCUGAAGCAUAACCCAAAUGCAGUUGGCAGUGUCAUCCGUAAACUAUUUGAGCUUCUAACCUCACUUCCCACAUCUGUGAAGGAUCCAUCAACAAGUAGUGCGCGGCAUGCGAGGUUACAUAUUUGUUCAUCAUUUGUUCGUAUAGCCAAAGCUGCUGAUAAAAGCCUCCUGCCGCACAUGAAGGGUAUAGCCGAUACGAUGGCAUAUCUGCAAGAAAAAGGUUCUUUGCUCCGUGGAGAGCAUAAUAUUUUAGGUGAAGCAUGUCUUGUUAUAGCUUCUGCUGCAGGGGUUCAACAUCAGCAAGAAGUUUUGGCCUGGUUACUUGAACCUCUGAGCAAGCAAUGGACACAGCUGGAGUGGCAAAAUGCUUAUUUGUCUGAACCAGCUGGUCUGGUUCGCUUAUGCCUGGAGACACAGUUCAUGUGGUCAAUUUUCCAUACCGUGACAUUCUUUGAGAAGGCACUUAAGAGAAGUGGAUUUAGAAAGGGUCAUCAGAAUUUACAAAAUGGUUCCACAGGGGGUUCUACUUUGCAUCCAAUGGCUUCUCAUUUGUCGUGGAUGCUGCCUCCUCUCUUAAAUCUGCUUCGUGUUAUACAUUCUCUUUGGUCUCCACAAAUAAAUCAAGCCAUGCCUCAGCCAAUAAAAUCUGCAAUGUCCAUGAGUGAUGUUGAGCGAAAUCUUCUUCUUGGAGAAGGUAAUCCAAAGCCACAGAAGGGUGCACCAACUUUAACUGAUGGAGCUCAGGUUGCCAACCCUGAGCUGAAUGAAACUGACAUACGAAAUUGGUUGAAAGGUAUCAGAGACAGCGGGUAUAAUGUAUUGGGCUUAUCGGCAACCAUUGGGGAUUUGUUUUUCAAAUGUCUAAGUAUUCAAUCAGUUGCUCUAGCGCUAAUGGAGAACAUACAGUGGAUGGACUUCAGGCACAUGAGGCAGCUUGUUCAUUCAGUUUUAAUUCCACUAGUUAAAUUUUGCCCAUCAGGGUUGUGGGAGGAGUGGCUGGAGAAGCUCUUGCACCCAUUGUUUAUUCACUCUGAGCAAGCUCUUAGCUGCUCAUGGUCCAGUCUUUUACAUGAAGGCAGAGCCAAGGUUCCAGAUAUCCUUGGGAUACUUGCUGGGUCAGACUUGAAAGUGGAAGUAAUGGAAGAGAAGCUACUUCGCGAUUUAACUCGGGAGAUAUGUUCACUUCUCUCAGUUUUAGCUUCAUCAAGACUAAACACUGGGCUUCCGUCUUUAGAACAAUCUGCACACAGCAUUCGAAUGGACGUAACUUUUCAAAAGGACUUAGAUGCAUACGCCUCAAGUUCUAUGGUCGGUUUCCUUUUGAAGCACAAGGGCAUAGCUGUUCCAGCAUUGAAGAUCAGCUUGGCAGCUUUUUCAUGGACAGAUGGUGAAGCUGUUACUAAGGUUUCUUCCUUUUGUGGUGCUUUAGUUCUUGUAGCUAUCUCAACGAAUAAUGUAGAACUUCGAGAAUUUGUUGCCAAAGAUAUGUUUUGGGCUAUUAUUCAAGGCCUGGGUCUCGAGUCAAAUGCUAUUAUCAGCGCUGAUCUAGUUGGCCUUUGUCGUGAGAUCUUUGUUUAUCUCUCUGAUAUAGAUCCAGCUCCUAGGCAGGUCUUGCUUUCUCUUCCUUGCAUCAAACUCGAUGAUUUGCAGGCUUUUGAAGAGGCUUUGACCAAAACAUCUAGCCCUAAGGAACAGAAGCAGCAUAUGAGGAGCUUACUUUUAUUAGCUACAGGGAACAAAUUAAAAGCACUAGCUGCUCAAAAAAGUGUGAAUAUAAUAACAAAUGUGUCAAUGAGGACCCGCAGCUCAGUCCCUGCUUCAGAAUCCAGAACUGAUGAAGGGGAUGUUGUAGGAUUGGCGGCCAUUAUGUAAAUCAUAGUCUCCUAAAGUAUUCUCAUGAUCUUGUCUUAUUUCUUGUACAGUGCUGAGUCAACUUUGAUGAAGAAACACAAUCUCUUUCGAGAGCAAGGGGAAGGUAAUUUUUUCCCACUUAGUUUGACAGGGAAAUCCUUUUUCAUUUUCCUCUCUACAGUCAGACUUUGUAAAAAUUUGUUUUACCACAGCUGCCGAAUGGAAGUUCGUUGUAUUUAUGAGUCCUUGAUCUUACUGAAAAUUUGGGCUUUCACUCUCCUAGCAGACUUGAAUUUGAUCACCUGUUGGUGCAAUAGACUCGUCUCCGUUUCAAA
This is a messenger RNA of Malania oleifera, 4124 nucleotides long. Its product is annotated as protein HASTY 1. The transcript has 22 exons. The coding region runs from base 211 to 3810 and encodes 1199 amino acids. Gene Ontology annotation, biological process: RNA export from nucleus; protein export from nucleus. Gene Ontology annotation, cellular component: RNA nuclear export complex; cytoplasm; nucleus. Gene Ontology annotation, molecular function: nuclear export signal receptor activity; RNA binding. The record is from RefSeq and is a predicted model, not a curated record. NCBI's taxonomy places the organism in Eukaryota, Viridiplantae, Streptophyta, Magnoliopsida, Santalales, Ximeniaceae.